AUUAGUUUGUGUUUACGUUUUUAGAAGAGGUUGUCCGGUAGUUCCAAGAUGAAACAACGGCCGAAAGUGUAUAUCACUCAUCACAUUCCACAGAAAGGAGUUGAUACUUUGCUGAAAGCCUGCAAUGUGGCGAUUUGGGAUGGGAAUCAGGCUGUUCCGAGGGGCGAGCUUGUGAAGAUGGUUAAAGGCGUUGACGCUAUUUGGUGUCGAGCUGAGGACGAAAUCGAUCGACAGAUACUUGAUUCGGCAGGUCCAAGUCUGAAGGUCGUCGGGACAAUAUCUGAAGACCUUAGUCACAUCGACAUUAAUGAAUGUAACAGCCGGGGCAUCAAGAUCGCCACCCCGCCAAAGGUCUCCAUGGAAACCGUGGUUGACCUGACAAUCGCCAUCCUGCUUCAAGCCACGUCAUCAGUUUCUCCGACAAAACAUAUUGCUGAAGUUACGGAUGCCAAUUCAAACCACGUGGUUUUUCAAGGGAAGACUCUGGGAAUUGUUGGAUUUGGAAACGUGGGUCAUGCUGUUGCGAAGCGGCUAAGCCACAUGGGUGUCAGUCGAAUUUUGUACCAUGACAUUUCCGAGAUACCAACUGCUGGAGAAAUCAGUGCCGAAUAUUGUCCGUUUGAAAAACUUCUAAAAGAUUCUGAUAUCUUGUGUUUAAGUUGUAAGCCGAACACGCAAUCACAGAACCUGUUUAACAAAGAAACAUUCAAGAAUAUGAAAAACAGUGCAAUUUUAAUUGAUGCCUCAAGAGGUCAUACCAUUAACUACACUGAUCUAUAUGAGGCUCUGCGUAAAGGAGACAUACGUGCAGCAGGACUGGAUGUUCGGGAAGAAGGACAUAUUUCUUUUAAGGCACCUCUCGAAGGACUUAGCAAUUGCCAUUUCUUCCCCUAUCAAGAGGUCAACCACACAUGGGACAACCGGAGUAGGAACUCUGGUGUGCUGGCUCAUGACAUUUUGACCUUGCUGACAAGUGCUUAAAAUACAUCUUGACUAUUUAGUAAUGACACAGACUCUUGUCGAAAGAAGAAACUUCAAUGGGACAGCAUUGGAGGAGGAUUCAUUGGGGAAAAUCUGUGAAAAACAACCUUUACUCCAAUAAUAAAUUCUUAAUUUUAGCAUUUUCACAACUAGGGUAUUCUUUGGAGCUGUCAGUGUCGCUUUUGACACUUUAAUGAUCCAGUCCAGGAAUGAAACGUAUUUUAGGUAAUGACAUCAAACACUGUUGAAUGGUUUAUUAUUUUGAAAUUUGAAAACUGGUAGACAUCAGUUGUUUGGGAAGAGACUUAUUUUCAUAAAAACAGGACGUGACAUUCAUAAUAAUAAUAAUUUUUAAAAAAUAUAUGACAUCUUCCACCAUUUUGAUUUUACUUAUCUUUAUAUUGAAAAAUGUCUUUUAUUUUCGCAUUCGUUCUGUUCACACACUUCUGUUUACUAUCAAUGUGUAUUUUUAAACAAUCUUGGAUCUCUACCAAACAGAGAUAUAAGUUUCAUUCUUAUAGAGAUAAGUAAGAUAUAACCAAUAUUUCAAUUUUGUUUUUGUAACUUUUAUGUUUUGAAAUUAUCAUUUCUUGGUCGUCAGUAUUUGGCAUUAAGUGUUUUAUAUGACUUAAUAAUGAUCUCUUACGUUCAGGCGCAAUCUCUUCAUACAUGUAAACAUAUCACAUUGCAAUUAAUGUUUAUAAACAAGUUUUUUUUAUUUUGAAGUAUUGAGUAAUGAACGAUAUAUAUGGUCAUUGACGUCAUUG
Messenger RNA from Ylistrum balloti, 1748 nucleotides. Its product is annotated as glyoxylate reductase/hydroxypyruvate reductase-like. Lineage: Eukaryota; Metazoa; Mollusca; Bivalvia; Pectinida; Pectinidae. The transcript is spliced from 3 exons. The record is from RefSeq and is a predicted model, not a curated record. Bases 49 to 981 code for a protein of 310 amino acids. Gene Ontology annotation, cellular component: cytosol. Gene Ontology annotation, molecular function: hydroxypyruvate reductase [NAD(P)H] activity; NAD binding; glyoxylate reductase (NADPH) activity.